CCGGGCGGCGGCACCGGGCUGCGGCCCGGGCCCGGGGAGGCUCCUCUCGGUGCCUGGCAGGUGCCACAACCCCCCGGGUGUCACGAGGAAAGCAGAGGAAGGCUUUCUGCACUGAGAAUUUGGGGAGUUCAGGCUGAAAUGUUUGACCUUGGCACUCAGUCGUGUGUUUGAGCAGCAGUCGUGGCCCUGCAGUGCUUGUGCUGGCCAAAUGUGGCCACACAGAGCCACAGGUGCGGGAUCCAUGGCAGGAGCCUUCCGCAUCGGGGACCAGCUCGUUCUGGCAGAAGAGGACAAUGAAUCCUACAUUCCUGAGGAGCAAGAAAUCCGGUGUUUUGCGCCAACAAUCGGGAUUGACCCCGACAAGGAGUCGGAGCUGCUGUGGCUGGCCAGGGAGUGCCUGGUGACCCCGCUGCCCCCGCAGUGGAAGGCCUGCCAGCAUAUUGGGGGCGGCGACAUCUAUUACUUCAACUUUGAAAACGGCGUCUCCAUGUGGGAGCACCCCUGCGACGAGCACUACAAACAGCUGGUCAUCCAGGAGAGGGAGAAGCUGCUGGCACAGGGCAUCUUGAAAAAGGAAAAGAAGGAGAAGAAAGAGAAGAAGGAAAAGAAGGAGAAGAAAGAGAAGAAGAAGGACAAGAAGAAGUUCCUGAAGAAACUCCCUCCCCCAGGCUCCCAGCUGGCGCCCAUCCAACCUCCCCUGGGCACCCUCUCUCCUCUCCGUGGCCUCACCCCGUCUUCAUCCCUUCGUGGGUCCCUGAACCCGGACCCGGGGAAUGUGGUGGACUCCAGCCUCAUCCCCAAGGAAGGAACUCUGCCUGCAGAGGUCUUGAAGCCCACCAGCCACCCCAAGAACCUGCUGGGUUUGAUCUGUGAAGAGAAAAGUUCCCUGAAGGUGGCGGUGCCAGAGAAAUGGAGAAAUGAAGAGGAAGAGAGUGAAAAUGAGAGUUUUCUUGGCACCUCAAGACUGUCAAAAAAUGUGUACCUGGAUGUGGAAGCCCUGGCAGGCAGCUUUGACUUUGAGGAGAACAGCAAGGAGGAGCAGCAGGACGGUGGCAGCCCAUCAGCUGGUGCUGCUGAUGCUGCUGAAGCUGCGCCCCAGCCCCAUGGGAGCCCUGAGGAGGAAGCUGCCAGCCUGGGAGAGAAGGAGUCUUUAAAAUCGAGACAUCCUGAAGAAGUGCCAGAGUCUUCCUUGGAUUCUGGUGCCGCGUGCCCUCCGUCUCCGGUUCAGAUCCUCCCUGGAGACGCUGACAGCAGCCUGUCUGCCCAGAACCAGGAGCAGGAACUCGCCGGGGAUGAAGCUGGGGACAAGGAAGAUGCUGAGGCGGAAGGAGACGCCUCUGCAGCGGAGGAGCUGCCGCAGUCUGAGGGGGAAAGGAGCGCAGCGGGGCCGGACGUGCCCGGCUCUCCCGGGCAGCCCCGAGCCGCCUCUCCGGGGGCCGGGGCAGAUGAGCUGGCCAGCCUGGCUGCCACUGCCGACACCGUGUCCUGUGCAGAAAAGGUACUGGAUGAAGAGAGGGAAGAAGCAGCAGCUGAUUCAAAAUCAGAGGACAGGCUGGAUGAUGGCAAACUUUCGAAGGCAUCCGGGCUCAGCAGCUGUGAGCAGGACUUGCCUGUCUCCAAGAGCUCCGACCGUGAGGUGGGCUUGGACUCCAAGGGCCAGCUCUCCGAGGAGGUUCUGGAUGCGGGGAAUGUGUCUCCUGGUUUGGACAGCCCUGAGUGCAAGGCCCAGGAGCUGGGAGAAGAGGAAAAAAGCCAAAGCAAAGCCAGUGCAGAGGAAGAGCAAGGGAAAAGAACAGAAGCUGCUGAGAGUGAGAGGGAUCUCAGUGCUUGUGCGACACCAGUGGAGCGUUUCGGGUCGGAAAAUCCCGGUGGGGCGGAGGCUGCGGAGCCUGAGGCGGGAGCCCUGGAUAGCCUGGUGGAUCCCGAGGAGCUUCCUGCCCCACAGAACGCGCAACCUGAGGAGGAAAUCGAGCAGUCCUUGAACCAGCCUAAUGAAGAAUCCCUGGAGGAAAUAGUUGAGGAGGUGGAGAUGGGGCUGGAGCAAGAGGAAAUACAUUUAUUUCAAGCAAAGGAGGAGAAAAUUCAGCAAUUCCAGGAGGAGAUGAGGCAGGAGGAGGAGGAGGAAGGCGAAAAGCUUCAUCAGCAAAAAGAAAAACCCCUCAGCACUCCAGAAGAAGAUUUGGCAAAAUCCGAGCAGGGAGAGGAGGAGUUGCUUGUCAGAGAGGAGAAAGCUGAGAGACUCGAAAAGCUGCGAGCCCAAAUCGCCUCCGAGAUCGAGGCAGAGGAGGAGAGGAUGAGGGCAGAGCAGGAGGCCACGCUGCAGAAGCUCAGGGAAAAGUGGGAAUCCCAGCAGCUGGAGGAAAAGGAGAGCCUGGAGAGGAAGCAGCAGCUUGCCUUGGAGGAAAUGAAGCUGGCAGUGGAGGAAGGCCAGCAGAAGGCGAUGAGCGAGCUGGAACGGGAGAAGGAGCAGUUCCUGAGCGAGCUCAGGGAGAGGCUGGACAGGGAGAAGAAGGAGGCAGCAGACGAGCUGCAAGAACAGUUUGCCAGUGAGCUCCAGCAGCUGAAGUCUGCAGCAGAAGAGAAGCACCGUGAGGCCAUUUCCAGCCUGCAAGCCCAGCUGGCAGAGGCACAGAGCAGCCAGGAGGCCCCGCUGCGUGAGGAGCUGCAGAGAGCAGAUCAGAAAGUGCAGGAAAAAGCCCUUAAAGUGAAGGAAUACGAGCGUGAGCUCAGCGAGCUGAUGAGCAACAAACGGCGGGAAGUGGAAAAGGAGCACGAGAGGAGGAUGGAGAGGAUGCGGGAGGAGCACCGGGAGGCGCUGGCGCGGGUGCAGGAGCAGUACCAGGAGGAGGAGCGGAAGCAGAGGUCGGAGCUGCUGGAGGGGCUGCGGAGCGAGGCCGCGCGGCUGCGGCUGCUCCACGACGCCGAGCUGAAGGAGCUGCAGGCAGAGCUGGAGGGGAGGCUGAGCGCCCUGCAGCAGAGGCACAGGGAGAAGGAAAGGAAGCUCCAGGAUUCAGAGAACGAGCUCGAGACCCGCAUGAGGAACAUCCAGGCCAGAUCAGAGCAGCUGCUCAGCCAGGAGGAGACCCUGCAGAAGAGGAGGCAGCUGCUGCUGGACGAGGACAGACAGAUGCAGCUCCAGAGAGAUGAAGCUGCUCUAGCCUCUCAGCUGUGCCUGGAGGAGAGCAGGAAGGAGCAUUCCAGCCUCCUGGAGUCUGUCCAGCAGCUGCGGAAGACCCUGGAGGAGCUGCAGGACCAGAAGGCUGAGCUGGAGGCCCAGGUGGAUUUGCUGCAGAGCCAGAGCCAGAGGCUGCAGAAACGCAUCGGAGAGCUGGAGGAAGCAAUCAGGAGCAAGCAGGAGGCUCUGAAAGAACUGGAGGCAGAGGAAAGUGUGGAACCUCCAAGAAAGAAAGAUGAUCUCCGUGUCGAAGACCUGAGAGGAACUCCUCAAGCUCAUUCGUCCAGAGAGCCUUCCCCAGCCUCUCCCAGCCCCGAGGAGGCCGAGCUCCGCUUCGAUCGCGUCCGGAGCUCCGUCUCUGCCGAGGGGCAGUCCUUGAGGAGCGCCAAGGAGUUCCUGCUGCGCCAGAGCCGCUCCCCGCGCCAGCGGCGCGCGGCGCUGAGGGCUGCCAGCCUGCAGUGGCGCCAGGAGCUGCGCAGGGCCCAGGAGGCCGUGCAGGAGCCCGAGAGCUCCCAGCUCCUGCAGAGAAUGAACUGGAACCUGGAGGAGGCGACAAAGGAGUUGGACAAGAUGAAGUCAGCCAUGCAGAAAGGACAGGUGCUGCUGAAGAAGGAGGAGGAGAAGCUCAGCCAGCUGGAGUCCUCGCUGCUGGAGGAGCUCUCAGAUGAAGACACACUGAGGAGUUCUGCGUGCAAGAAGGUGGUGACUUUUGAUCUGAGCACCUCUGAGGACACAACCAGCACGUCCAGUGUGAAUCUGGGCCAGUUUAGAUCUGACUUGAGAAUGGAUCUCUGGCCUCCCCUCCAGCAGGACAAGAUCCAGCACCUGAGGGACUCCGUGCAGAGCAUCACCAGUGAGCUCAACGGGGUCCUGGGGCUCCUGGACUCCCUGAGCCAUCACCAGCCUCCUCUCCGCACCUCCACACUCCACGAGGGCAUCCCUCUUCCCACAUAUCCCUCCUUGGGGGGCCUGGGGGGAAGCAGGUCCCUGGGGAACCCCCCCAGGGCGUCCCCCCUGGACCAGUGGGCCCGGAGCAACGGGCUCAGCUCUGGUCAUUCCGUCUCAGGGCAGUCAGUGGACAGCAUGCUGACAGAGAAAUGGCGCAGGUAUUUCCCAGGUGGGCUCUCGUCGCUCGCUGGGACUCCUGGGCCGCUGGUCAGCGAGCUGGGAUAUGUCCCUGCAGGUGAACAAAUCCGGCUCUUCCAGCACUCCAAGCUCAGUGAGCCGGAGACAAAGAAUAUUGAGGAGAUGAUUGAGAGCAACAAGAAAUGGCUGAAAGACGUCAAGAAGGAUUCCAAAGUACCUCUCUCCCUGCAGGCACAGAAGCCCCCAGGCAGCAGCGCCAGCCUCCUCCAGCUGGGGCUGGAUGAAAACAGAGACAUCAAGGUGUACCACUACUGAAAGAGCUGCCGAGCCGCUCGCCCGCUCUGGCUGACGAGGACGCUGCACUUCAAGGGAGCCCAUCUGUGAGAAACCAUCUUCAAAGCCACUCUCCUGAGACAGCUGCUGGGGGGGGGCUCUGAAGAUGCUGCCCCACGCCCCCCGUGCUGCGUGAGCCCCCCGGGUGGGUGAGGGUGGGCAGGGGGGAGGAGGCAGAGCCCCCCUGCUCUGCUCCCUGGGUGCCGUGUGCUGGCCCACGCCGUGAGCCUGGCACCGGGAUGUUUACACGCCAAUAGAAAUAUAUUUUUGUUGAACAUCAUUUCAAGACUCUUAAGAAUGUAUGUAUUUUAUUUUUGCUUGCUUAUUUUUCUAGAAUUUUUUUGUAAUUACUCCACCGGCCUUAUUCCUUCCCGGGGAAGGGGGGAUCAGAGCACGGGUAUCCCAUCUGCUGUUGGGGUGCACAAACCCCUUCCUGCAGGGAUUUUGCUUUUAGCUUGCUGGAUACUCAGGGGACAUGUGGCAAUCCUUCCAGUCAGGGGUUUUAGAAGGGAUCCCACAGCUGUGGUUGCUGUGGCCAAAGCCAUAUCACCGAGUCCGUUCUGUGUUUUGGGAGAAGCGUGCAUUAGCAGUGCAGAGAAAUGCCAGUUUUUUUAACAAUACCUUGGUUUGAAACGCGCUCCUUUUUCCUGUUAAAACCCG
Molecule: messenger RNA, 5254 nt
Organism: Hirundo rustica (Barn swallow)
Lineage: Eukaryota; Metazoa; Chordata; Aves; Passeriformes; Hirundinidae
Gene: CEP164
Product: centrosomal protein 164
Exons: 34
Coding region: 209-4576 (1455 amino acids)
Molecular function (GO): protein binding
Source: RefSeq, a predicted model, not a curated record